Messenger RNA from Juglans microcarpa x Juglans regia, 2440 nucleotides. RefSeq names its product ascorbate transporter, chloroplastic-like. The record is from RefSeq and is a predicted model, not a curated record. The transcript has 9 exons. The coding region runs from base 185 to 1783 and encodes 532 amino acids. Gene Ontology annotation, biological process: transmembrane transport. Gene Ontology annotation, molecular function: transmembrane transporter activity. Lineage: Eukaryota; Viridiplantae; Streptophyta; Magnoliopsida; Fagales; Juglandaceae.
CGCUUCUCUGGUUAUCCUCUCUGCUCCGGGCUGGUCUACGACUAGAGUAGAGAGAACGAAGAAAGCUGAAAUGGAGUCGUCUGCCGAUACUUGAGCUUUGGUCCUUUCUUUUGACUCGAACUCUGAGAUGGUAUAGGAGCUUUUCGAGCCCUCUCCUCUGAUUGAGCUUUUUGCUUGAAGAAAAAUGGCCAUCGGCAGUUUCAUCUCGAACCACAAUUUCGGUUCGUUUGUCGGCUCAGGAAAAUUAGGUCAAACAGAACAUGUUAUUUCACAUCAGAGAGGAGGGCGUCUGGGUGUUGCUUUUGGUCUACCACGACAGGGACAUAGGAAUAUGUUCUACCAACAAUCGGGAAGUCUAAGGGAAAAUAUUGCUACAUCUAGAUGCUUGUAUGGACCAUUUCUUCAUGCUCUUGCUACCUCAGAUGGGAAAUUUUCAAAGCCCAUAGGAAGACUAAGUGAUGGAGGGAAGCAUGCUUGUCCAUUUCCCUUGCCAACUAUUUGCAGCAUCAACCCUAGGCAAAGGUUCUGUGGGCAGUCUCGGUGCUAUAUUUCUUCAUAUUCUGCUCGAAGCAAGCAGAUUCAACCAAUAGGGCUGAGUACAUGUAGUGGGUAUUCUGAGCAUGUUAAGAAAUCAAACAGAACCUGUGCUUAUUACAAGUCUGAGGAGUAUGACAUAACAGAUGCAAAGGUGGACUCGCUGACAUCAAUUGAAGAGUCAAGUGAAGCUGUUUUAGUGGAAGGAAAUGUGCCAAAAGUAUCUUCUUGGUGGGAGCAGUUUCCCAAGCGUUGGGUGAUCGUACUGCUCUGUUUUACUGCAUUUCUAUUGUGCAACAUGGACCGUGUGAAUAUGAGCAUUGCUAUACUUCCAAUGUCGAAGGAGUUCAACUGGAACAGCGCAACAGUUGGCUUAAUCCAGUCCUCCUUUUUCUGGGGAUACCUACUUACUCAGAUUGUUGGAGGCAUAUGGGCUGAUAAAAUUGGUGGGAAGCUGGUAUUAGGUUUUGGAGUCAUCUGGUGGUCAGUGGCAACAAUUUUGACACCUAUUGCAGCAAAAAUCGGGCUUCCUUUUUUGCUUACCAUGCGUGCUUUUAUGGGAAUUGGUGAGGGUGUUGCUAUGCCUGCAAUGAAUAAUAUGCUCUCUAAGUGGAUUCCCGUGUCAGAGAGAAGCAGAGCACUGGCACUAGUAUACAGCGGCAUGUAUCUUGGUUCUGUCACAGGGUUGGCUGUCUCUCCUGCUCUUAUCCACAGGUUUGGGUGGCCAUCUGUGUUUUACUCAUUUGGCUCCCUUGGAAGUAUCUGGUUUGCGUUAUGGCUAAGUAAAGCAUAUAGCUCACCAAAAGAAGACCCAGAACUUAGUGUGGAGGAGAAAAGGCUUAUCUUGGGUGGUAACAUAUCGAAGGACCCUGUUUCUGUCAUUCCUUGGAAAUUGAUUUUAUCAAAAGCACCUGUUUGGGCUCUUAUAAUCUCCCAUUUCUGCCAUAAUUGGGGAACAUUUAUUUUAUUGACAUGGAUGCCUACUUACUACAAUCAGGUAUUGAAGUUCAACCUUACUGAGUCUGGGCUCUUUUGUGUCUUGCCAUGGUUGACCAUGGCUGUUUUUGCCAAUAUUGGAGGCUGGAUAGCAGACACACUUGUGAGCAGAGGUCUUUCCAUAACAGCAGUUCGAAAGAUCAUGCAAUCAAUUGGUUUUUUGGGCCCAGCCUUCUUUCUUACGCAGCUGAGCCAUGUCAAGACACCUGCUAUGGCUGUGCUAUGCAUGGCAUGCAGUCAGCCAGAACAGUAGAGAGGGGUAUUUGUAGGAAGCAGGGCACAGAAUGCCAGUAUAAGUAGAUCACUCAUCUCCUUUGCAGGUAAUUGCAAUGUUUGGAUGUCAAGCUAUGUUAGUUUCUAAAAAAGAUCAAGAAUGGACAAUGGAAGAGCUCAAGACUUUCAAUGCCCUCCUUCUUUGGACAGCCUCUAUAGAUUUUAAUGGGCUUAAUUUCCAUGACUAUAUUUUCUCUCUUUCUAUUUCUAGAUAGGUGGCUCUCUUGUAUAUCUCCCAUUGACUUGGAUUGCGUUUUUUAUGCUUUUUAAUGAUAUUUCUGUUGCUUAUAUAAAAAAAGGUUUCUAAAAGAAAACAUGUGAGCUCCAGUCAUUGUUUUGACGUCCUUAGCUAGUCUUCACACCCCUUCUUAUACAGUUGGAGCUAUUUAAAUAGCUCCGAAAAUUUGUGUUCAUGCUCUAUCAUAUUUGGCUCACGCAAUGGGGUUGGUACCUGGACACCUUUUGAGCUUAAACUAGACCAGAAACAAAGCACUAUGAAUUCAAAUUGGCAGUCUAACAAAGCACUAUGAAUACAGUUACCAAAAUUAGAAUAAACUGUCUUUUAGUAUAGAUGAAAAAAAAAAAAAAACUUUAUAACCUCCAAGGGUGCCAACUUGUAAAGGAAUUCCAGUAUGCA